AUGACUGGUUACGUUAAUUCUCCGGCCAAGCCUAUCACUAUACAACAUCGUCUUUACAUCAUCAACAAGGCGGGGACUGGGGAGGCUCACUACAUAAUCCUCACUCCGGACCAUUCUGACAUCCUGUCGUACAAUGUCAAAACUGACCACUGGAAGGUCACUAAAGAUAUCUGUAACUUCGGUGUUGCCGAGGUUGACAACCUGCUUUAUAUAUUCGGAGGGUACAACAAAAAAUCUGCCAGACAUCUCGAUGCAUGUUUCAGAUACAACCCAUUUGAGGGUAUGUGGUCUGUAUUACCCUCUAUGCCAAGACCACGUGCGAAGUUUUCUACGAAUGUACUUAAAGGAAAGAUAAUAGUUACAGGAGGCGAGCUACCAGACGGACGCCAGUCAGUUAUGUGUGAUAUGUAUGAUCCUGUAAAAAAUACUUGGACAGAGUUACGUCCCUUGAUAUCGCCACGUUCAAACCACGCAUGUGCUGUAUUCAAUGGUGAGAUAUACUGUGCUGGAGGCUGUAAUGGGAACCAGUUUCAUAAUAAUUUAUGGGUAUAUGAAGGACAGAAAUGGGUGGAGCUCGACAAGGAAUACCCCCAGAAAUUACCUGUCAAUUUGGACCGAUUCUCCAUGGUAAAACAAGGGCGAUCAUUUUACUUUAUUGGAGGUGUGUCGUGUCGAAAGGAUAAAGACUUUCCCGGAAGGUUCAAGUUUGUGACAGAGAGACGUAUAUUUUCCUACGCCACAAGUGUUUCUGCCUUAGAAGAGGCUCAAGGCGAUGCCAUGUCAUCUCGCCUCGUGUCCCCAUGGUGCAACAAGCUGCCUACAAUGACAUUUGCCCGCCACAGCGCAGGUGUAGCCGUCAUUGGACACAAACUGUACGUUUUCGGAGGUUCUGUAUUGGAAACAGGACAGCAGGUACGACUGGUGGAGUGCUUUGACACCGCAAAAGGAGAGUGGGAAGAGGACUUCCGGUUCAGAAAGGGUGAUGUUUCCAAUGUGACCUGUGUGGUUCUGGAAGUUCCGAACAAACAGGACGAGGACCAAGUCCACUACAAGUUAAAGUGGGUGUUGUGGUGA
Ylistrum balloti is the source of this 1074-nucleotide messenger RNA. Its product is annotated as influenza virus NS1A-binding protein homolog A-like. The record is from RefSeq and is a predicted model, not a curated record. Gene Ontology annotation, molecular function: protein binding. NCBI's taxonomy places the organism in Eukaryota, Metazoa, Mollusca, Bivalvia, Pectinida, Pectinidae. The transcript is spliced from 7 exons. The coding region runs from base 1 to 1074 and encodes 357 amino acids.